Messenger RNA from Ruditapes philippinarum (Manila clam), 8027 nucleotides. RefSeq names its product protein phosphatase 1 regulatory subunit 16A-like. Gene Ontology annotation, molecular function: enzyme inhibitor activity; protein binding; phosphatase regulator activity. The transcript has 13 exons. Gene Ontology annotation, cellular component: cytoplasm. The record is from RefSeq and is a predicted model, not a curated record. Lineage: Eukaryota; Metazoa; Mollusca; Bivalvia; Venerida; Veneridae. The coding region runs from base 575 to 2809 and encodes 744 amino acids.
AAAAAGAGGUUACAGAAUGUGAGGUACUCAUUUGUUAGCGGUGGAAUUAAGCGCUGUCACGCGGUCCAGACUUUUUCGGACAAUUCUUGACAAUGUGAUGCCAAUCUGCAGAUUUUUCAACAAGAUGACUUAAUUCCUGUGGCCAGACAUCAGAAUAUUUUACUUACGAUUCAUCUAAUCCAAGUUAUAGUGUUACAGACAAAUAUUAUUUAUCACACCACAGUGUUUCAUAUAUCGUUGUGUUCAGAGUUCCGAGGAAAGUGUUUUGAUGUAUUGUUUUAUAGUAUCAUCUUUGCAGGGGGUAAAUACCUAGAGGAAAAGUGAUUAAUAAAGUAUUGAACACAAAAAAAUACAAAGAAAGUAUACUAGGAAUUAGCUCUGGAAAUAGGUUCAUAUUUGGUAUGUUUUUACAGGAAAAAAUACUGAUAAAAGAAGAAAAUAUGAAAUCUUUGUGAUUAAUUUGUGUAGGAAAUAUUAAUAAAUAUUUCAGUGAUUCAGGUGAUAGUAAAAGUGAAAAAAAAAAAUUUCUCGUUUUUUUUUAAUUUAGUGUAAGGACAACCAAAAUAUAGACAAAAUGUCGGAGCAUAGUGAUUUAGUGGCGGAAAUCUCCAAUGUGGAGAAAAUGACCACACCAGAACGAUUAAAACAUGCAAAGAAACGAAGGUCGCAACAGUUGAAACGAUUUGCUAAUUAUGAAAAACAACUUGAAAAAGACAAGAAUAAAAAGAAUAAGCAGUCUCAAAAUCAAAAACGCACACGGAAGCGCGCUAGAGUAAAGUUUAUUCACAACAUUAUGUUACUGGAAGCAUCAGCAAGAAAUGAUGUUGAAGAAGUACGGAAGUUGUUAAUGGCAGGUGUGAGUCCUGAUGUGACCAAUGAAGAUGGUCUCACAGCUCUACAUCAGUGUUGUAUAGAUGACAGUGAGGAUAUGCUGAAACUAUUGCUCGAGUUUGGUGCUAAUGUGAAUGCACGUGAUAGUGAGAUGUGGACACCACUACAUGCUGCAGCCACUUGCGGACACGUGCAUCUAUGCAAACUACUUAUAGACAAAGGUGCUGAAUUGCUGGCUGUGAAUGCAGACGGUAACAUGCCGUAUGAUAUAUGUGAAGAUGAAGUGUGCCUAGAUUUUAUCGAAACAGAAAUGGCAAAAAGAGGUGUAACUCAGGAAGAAAUAGAUGACAAACGUUUGGAAACAGAGAGACUAAUGUUGGCUGACCUGAAAAAACUAGCUGCAGACAAGGGUAACCUGGAAUAUAGAGAUAAAAACUGGGCAACUCCGCUCCAUGUGGCUGCAGCUAAUGGUUACCUAGAUGUUGUAGAGUUUCUGAUCAAUCAGAGGGUAUCUAUGGAGGUGAGGGAUGAAGAUGGUUGGUUACCAAUACAUGCUGCUGCUUGCUGGUUACAGCCAGAAGUUAUAGAAAUCUUAGUAAAGAGUGGAGCUGAUAUUGACGCUAAAACUAGGACAGGGGAAACACCAUUCGAUUUAGCUGAAGAUCCUGAUGUAAAACAGAAGAUAUUAGACCUCAAAGAUGAGCUAGAGACACACAAAGCAAGUCGGUCAAAGGACCAUGUACGCAACCGCAGGGUGAAUACACGAGGCCUUUAUUCCAGCACCGGUUCUUUAUAUAGCUCUAAUGGCUCUCUUAAUGAGAAGCCCUCGUCCCAUGGGCACAGGUCAACUAGUUCUUCAUUGAAACAGUCAUUAAAUACACCAAGUGCUUCGAUAAGACGGACGAGUAUGCGGGGAGAAAAAAGGCCGUUGUUUAAGAAGGAAGCGAAGGAAGAGGCUCUUCAUCCAUUUGGUCAGAGUUUAGGUGAUGAUGACGAGAUCGGAGAUUAUAUGGAUGACAACAAGGAGAAUUUACCGGCUACAAAUAUCGAUGAUGUUAAAAUCAGCAUAAUUGAAGACGAACCUGACAAGCAUCGACACGAAGCUAAAGAGAGACAUGAGCAUACAGAGCGACACAAAAACGAUAAACAUGACAAUGUUAAAACAUCAAAAACUGUGCCUCCUAAUUCCAGAGAACCAGUAAGAAACUCUCAAAAAGUAAAAGAGAAUAUUUCAAAUGAACAAAUUGCUCAGACAGCCGCCAGGGGAGAAUCCCAGCGGAAUAAAAGUGCUGAAAGUGAAACUAGGAAUUCUCGUGCCCCAGAGCCUAUUCAUGUUCAUAUGGGCAGGGCGGAGUCUGGUCCUAAAGGAGGCUCACAUUCCCCGCAAGAGUCAUCAAGAUCCAGAGAACCUCGACCACAGAGCAGUAAUAAUGAUGAAACUAGACCACAGGUAACCAGUAAUCAACCUGUGGCCCCUAAUCCUCAAGUUAAACAUAUUCAAGGCAGUUCUGGGAUAUCCAGAACGCCAUCAUUCCAGAAAAAGCGAGAAUCACAAAGACGUAGAAGUCAGGAUUUGUUAAACACUUCUAUAGAACAAACAGAAGAAUCUGAUCAAGCGCGGUACCCUACCGGUACUGGUACCGGAACUCUAGCUGAUCUGAAAAAACAACGGUCAGAACAACAUAAGUUUGGUAACGGUUUGGACGCGCAAGUACAGAGUUUGUUCUUGCACAGUUUAGCAGGUGAUGGAAAGAAAUACAGCAGUAGCAGUGCAACAACGCCGCCUCAGCAAGUUCAUAAAGAGAGCACGCAAAAUGGUAAAAACGUUAAGAACAAUAAUAACAAUACGACUGGCCAGUCAAGGCCGCCGACUUUUAUUUCAGAUAGUGGACCGUUACGGCGUUUCUCGGCACCGAGUUCAGCACCAGUUAUAGGCGAGGACGAUAAGUUUAAGAAUGAUUGUUGUGUGAUUUUAUGAUCAAUCACGGCAGGCGCAGAAAUUCCAAAAUUAUUGUUAGACAUUUCUUUUUAUAUAUUGUUACUUAUAUUUUUUACCCGCCAAAGUUAAUUUUUAUAUAAUUCACUUUUGGCAUUGUGAGGCAUGGAAGAGGAUCUUUAUUUGUGUGAUAUAAAAUUGACAUAUCUUGUGUAGUCAUGCACAGAAAUUGUAUAGAAGAGUUAUUAUAAUAUUGUAAAAUAUAUGUAUAUAAUUAUAUAUAUUAUAUAGAAAUAGGCAGGCCUUUUACAGAAUUUUUAUGGUGUACAUGUUAAACAUUUGCUUUUGUUUUUUGUAGAUUAAUAUAAACAGUAGCCUAGUAGCUGACAAAAAAAAAUAUUUUGUUUUGAUUUUUUUUUUUACACUUUCUAUUGAAAACAUGAUUUAUCAUAAACCAUUACAUGUAUUCUAUAAAGUUUUAUGGAUUUAAGAAAUAUUUUGUUGCAUUUUGUCAUAAUCAGACCACAAAAACUGUUUUUGCAGUACAAUGUACUUUAGUUGUUUUUCCUUUUUGUGCAGUGACCAAAAUAUUGCUACAAAUUUGAGGUUAAAGUGCAUGGUUAUAUGGUGUAGAAUUUGUAUUUUGUUUAAUCAGAUCAUUUUCAAUGAAAUGUAGUUUUUAUAUGAGUUUGCUCUGAUAAAAUGAUAGGAACAGGCAAGCUUCAUGACUUGUUACUAAAUAUAGGUCAAGGUCAGUAAAAAUAGAUUCUACCAAUGCUUUUUUUUUAUUUAUUUAACUUUUAGUAAUAUUGUAUAGUUUGAUGCAAAUAUCUUAACAAUUAUAUUAAUUUUAAACACUUUGCAACUAAUUAACAUGUAGUGACCAGUAUUGAAUAUGAAAAUUAGUUGUGUUGAAAGUGACCGGUAGAGAGGAAGGCAAUAUUUUAGCUGUGACAUGAUAUUUGGUUUUGCUUUUCAAAUUUCUACAAAUUUUGGUCGUUAUUAUCACUUAUAAAAUAGACUAAAUCUAUCCAUUCGUUUUUCAAACUUCACAUAUAAUGUCUCUUAUUAUAAUCAGUUUGAAAGAUUAAAAUUUCUCUGUUUAUAACUGUGUUAAUUUUGUUUAGUGUAUCUAUGUGCAAUUACUAAUGUUAGUUAUAUGGUAAGAUAAGAUCAUUACUAUUCCUAUUUUAUAAUUGAAAGUAAAUUGUCACAUGUAAUAAUUUAACUUUGCUCAGUCUCCCAUUAAGAAACAAUAAAAUAUAUAAUCAGUUUACAAACACUUUACUUUAGCUUUCGACAUUUUGUCUUCUAAAAUAAUUGAUGUUUAUAAAAAAAAAAUAAAAAAAAUUGUAAUGAAACAUUUAUCAAAUAACUGACAUUUAUAAAAUGAUAUUUUUUUCAAUGAAAGAUUAAUACUUAAAUAGGUACAACAGGAAAGUUUAAUGAUAAACAUUUGCCAUUCUAAAUUUAAUAUGACUUGCAAAGCUUUAAGUUUGAAUUUAAUAAAUUUUAGCCAUUUUGAUGUUACAAUUCUUACAUUACACAUCUAACAGCAUAGUGUGGCAAGACUGCGCGGAUGUGCCAGCUCACCUGGAUGUGUACUAGUGACUCAGGCCAGUUAUUUACCGUACUCUCUCUUAGCACUGUAAUAGUACAUUAGAGUGUUAGAAUGGUAAUUUGCCAGUAUAUAUUUCUUUUAUUUAUAAACAGUUCUAAACUAGCAGGAUGAUGUUACAGUCAGUGAUUAUUUUAAAAUUUAAUAUUUCAGAAAAGCUUUUUCAUGUUAACUACAUGAACUGCAUUUUAUACAGUAAACUUAAAAUUAGUUUAUUGAAUGUGUAUGCGCAGUUCUAAUUUGUUGAAUUUUAACAAUGUUUAAUUAAAGACAGUAUUUUGUAUCAUAAAGAUAAAAUCUACUGCUUUUUUUAACAAUAGAGUAAAUUUAGAAUAUAAAAUAUGUAAGAGUACAAGAUCAUAUAAUUCAAUUCCAUUUUUAUCAGAAGAAAAGAAUUUCUUCAUGUAGCCCAAUAAUUAUAUCUUUACAUUAAAUAUGAAAGAUUACUUCACAACACUCCAUAAUUUUCUUGCAAUUGAUUCUGCAGCUUGCAGAUUUAAUGCAGAAUCAGAUAUUUAACUCUGUAUAGCCAGAAAGCCCCCAUCUGUUUUUAAAAAUGACACGCAUUCUGGGAUGUAACAUAUGACAUUUACUGGAAAUAUUAAUUUUGUAUAAGAGUGCCUAGACACUUGACAGAAUAAACUUUAACAAGGGAGUGAGAUAGGUACAUUUGUAUAGAAAAAUGGAAAGAUGUUUGCGAAUAUAUGUGUGUUAUAUUGAAAUAAUGAUGAUUAUUAAUUCUCCUGUCUGUUAAAUUAAUAUUUUGAGAACAAUAGUUUUGUUAUCUGACAGUAUUAGUGGUUUAAUUAUUCCUGCAGUAACUCUGAAGUUGAACUUAAUAUUUUUUAAUUAAUCACGAACUUGGCUUUCAAGCAGAAGAUAAUAUAUUAUUGAAAUAUUACAUAACUGCUUUACUAAUGUCAAAAAAUAUACGCCAGACCAAAUUAUGUAAUCAUACUUUCAUUUUACAUUUGGCUCUGUUUAUAGACAGAUUCUUUAAAACAGGUGGUCACUUGGUCAUUUCAAACAGGCUGUAGCUUGUAUAUUGUCAAUUUUUAGGUUAUCACUUUAAAUAGAUGGUCACUUUAAUACAAAUAGAUGGUCACUUUAAAACAGGUAUUCUUAGUGACAGAUGUUCUGUUUGAAACAGGUGACCUUUUCAGAAGGAUGUGCAAAUUAAACUGAUUACAAUUUUAGAAAAAUUGCCAUUGGUUAUAAAGAGGUAGGCUCUUUUGAAAGAUGUUCUGUUUAAACCAGGUGAGCUCUUUAAUGACCAGACCCUUAAAAUAUUUAACAAAAGAAGUUCACUUGUCAUAUAGUCAUCAUUUUCAAACAGAUGCUUAUUUCACACACAACAUAAAUCAGCUGCUUUACAAAAAAAAUGUUUAUUUCUAGAAAUAUUUUCCUUUGUACAUAAUGUCUCCAAUUGCUUAAUUAAACUUUAGAUUUUUAUUUUAUCAAAGAGAUUUUUUAAUUUGUAACUUCUUAUAUUUUAUAAUGUAAGAGCUCUCAGUUAACAUUCCAUUUUUUCAUGAUAAUUCUUCUGUCAGGGAAAGUUUGUAUUUCUAUGUUUUUAUUGUUGAAAAAUAAGAUUUUUAGAUUGUGUGCUCUACAACUCUCCUUUUCAUCACUAUUUAUGUCUUGGAAAAAAUGUGUAUUUUCAUUGCUUAUUAUUCAAAGGAUGUGAAAUAUGGUCAGCAUGGUCUGGGGAAGGUUUUUUUUUUUAACUUCAUUUAAGUUUAUGAACUGUAGUAAACAGUAAAAUAGUAGAUUUAGCAUUUUUAAUUUAAUUCAUGAGCGUAGAACUUAUAAAGGCAAGCUUAUAAGGUUCUGUGUAACUAUUACAAGGCUAAAUGUCUAAAAUAGACUUUUCCAUGUUUCAAUUUGGACAGAACCAUUCAUUAUUUUAGGGAUAUUUCAAAAUAUAUAUAAUGACUGAAUAGCAAACAGUGCAGACUGUGAUCUUGGCAUGGAUAUAUUCAGUUUCUGCCAGCAGGCCAAAUGUUGAUAAAUUGUUGAUAUAUGAUAUUAUAAUGUUUCUUUUUAGUUUAGAAUACUUCUUAAAAAGGUUGUAUUUAAUUAUUAGCUAUGUCCUCACUGCCGGGUGUUGGGAUCCCAGACUGGGACAAACUCCAUUAUAUUUGAUGGAAGUUAUUUAGAGAGCUUAAUAUAUAGAGCAUACCGUAAGUGGCUUAACUGUGGGGGUCAAGCUAGCUUGCAGAUGACCGGUGUCUGUACUUUAGAGCUCAGCUUCUGCACAGAAAAAAUUUAAAAGAAAAAGCGCACCUGGCUUUCAUCAUUCAGUAGUAGUGCUGGAAAGUCCCUGUGAAUUAUUCCUUUUGUUAACUUAAAACAUAACAAGAUGAAAAUAAUAUAUAAGGGUGAGUGUUAAUGGUUUUUCCUUUACUUUAAUUUGUAAGAUUAUAAAUCUAUGUUUUAUUUUUAUUUAAUUAUUAGUUUGUCUGUUGUGUAUCUAGUGUAAUUGGCAUUAAUUAAAAUUCUCAAAUAAGAUAUGUUUUUAAAAUGCUAGCUUACUGUCUUAGAGUGUUAACUUAAAGGAAGCAAGAGAAAGGAGUAUAGAAGUUUAUUAUUUCAACAAGUUUAACAUAGCUCUGUUUAUAAGAAGUAAAUGUUUCUUCUACAUGUAAUUUAUGAAUACAUAGGAAUACUGUUUGAGUUUUUAAACUCCCAAUUUUUAUAUUGGGUGAAAAGGACAAUAAAAUAUUGUAGAACCUUUUUAUGUUGGUAUCCAUUACAAAGUUUUCAGUACAGAAUGUGUACAGCUGUUUAUAUUGAAAAUUUAUAUUUUUGUAUAUGAACAAAUUGACUUUUUGUUUGAGUUCAUGUUUAAUUAUAUUGUAUUCCAAUUGUGUAAAUGUUUCCACAACUUAUUCAGAGAUUGACAGAGAACAAUUGUGUAACAGAAAAAAAAGUUCAGUACAGUCAAACUUGUGAACAAAGGUCAUAUACUAGGGAGAUACCGAACAUGGCCUUUAUAGACAAGUGGGCUUUAUUUUGAGGUCAUUUUGUUCUUUUUCAUCAAUGAAGGAUUGACAAAAAGUGGCCUUUAUUUACAGGGUGACUUUUGUUCAGAUGUGGUUUUUAAACAAGGUUUGACUGUAUUAUCAAGUCAAAUGUAUCCAUGGCUUCAAGAUUAUAAAUUUUUUAUUGGACCCUGUCUCGAAACUCAGGAUUAUCAGGGGUCCAAUGUACAUUCUAUGCCAGUUUCUAACAGAUCUGAGUUAGAGCUUAGAAAAUACAGAUAUAAUUUUACACAUUUUAAGCAGAAGUAAAAAUGAGAUGAAAUUUUAUGAAUUUAUAAUGAAAAUUAAAAGAUUAAAAUCCUAAACAGUUUUUUUUAGAGUCCCAUAUUUUUGCACACACACAAAAUAGUAUGAACUCCUUGCAAGUAGGUGUACCUGUUUAUUCAGGGUUGUACUGUAAAAUAAAUUACCUCCCUUGUUUUCAUUAAUGUAAAAGGAGGUAACUAUUGGAUGUUAUAUUUCACUGAUGAGUCUGCUUAUACAAUAGGCUGCUGACUUUGGUAAUCAAAGUGCAAUGUGUAAUAAAUUACAUGUACAAAUAUUUCACACUGAUUUAUCAGACAUAUUAGCAAAAUAAAAACAUAUUAAACAUCUGAAA